Messenger RNA from Akanthomyces muscarius, 1176 nucleotides. RefSeq lists its product as uncharacterized. The coding region runs from base 1 to 1176 and encodes 391 amino acids. Gene Ontology annotation, molecular function: protein binding. The transcript has a single exon. The record is from RefSeq and is a predicted model, not a curated record. NCBI's taxonomy places the organism in Eukaryota, Fungi, Ascomycota, Sordariomycetes, Hypocreales, Cordycipitaceae.
AUGGAGCAAAACACACUCAAGAGACGUGGCGUAGGCCUCACUGGAGUGGAUAAGCAGCGAUCCUUUGGCGGCUAUACUCUCUUCUGUCCUCUUACCGGUGACACCGCGCAUCUGGUCGACAUUGACGGCAAUGAGGUCCAUUCAUGGAAGCUCCCCGGCAGAGUCGGUCGCCACGCCAGAAUCCUGCCGAAUGGAAACCUCGCCGUCAACACGCUCCGGCCUCCCGUAAAGCAAACCACCGCCGACGGUGGCCCGUUUCCCUUUCCCUUUUUCAACAAGUACGGCGGCGGCGUCAUGUCCGAGCUCGACCCGGACGGCAACGUCGUGCGCCAGUUCACCGACCCUCUAGGCCACCACGACCAGUACCACUACGGCGACGGCCGGAUCCUGUACACCGCGCUCGAAGCGCUGUCGCGGGAGGACUCGGCCGAGGUGCUCGGCGGCGUCCCGGGCAGCGAGAUUGACGGCAUCACCUACGCGGAUACCAUCAGGGAGGUCGACGCGACCGGCAACCUCACGUGGGAGUGGAAGGUGUCGGAACGGCUGCCGCGGGCGGAAUACCCCCUCCAGGCGCACUACACGCGCGAGCACUACCCGCUCAUCAACUCUGUGCUGCCGCUGCGCGACGGCAACAUCCUCGCGUCGCUGCGGUCCGUCUCGGCCGUCAUCAUCAUCGAGCGGUCCACGGGCGAUAUCCUGUGGCGCCUCGGGCCCGAGGUGCUCGCGCAGCAGCACAACGCGACGGAGCUGGCCAACGGCAACAUUCUCAUCUUUGACAACGGCGCCUUUCGCAGCGGCGAGUCCAUCACCUACACGCGGGCCGUCGAGGUGGACCGCGCGACCAGGAGCAUCGUGUGGGAGUACCGCGACCGCUCGCAGAUGCUCAACUUUUUCACGCCGUUCAUGGGAAGCGCGCAGCGGCUGGCCAACGGAAACACGCUGCUGUGCGAGAGCGCCUUUGGUCGUCUGUUUGAGGUGACUCAAGAUGGGUAUAUUUGCUGGGAGUACAUCAACCCGCACUUUGCGGCGUAUCCUGAUGGCGUGACGGCCGGGAUCUUUCCGGGGGAGUCGAAUGCGCUGUUCCGCGCGUACCGAUAUUCGCUGGAUGAGAUACCUUGGCUGGAGCAAAAGUUGACUGCGUCCGAGGGGUCAAAGCCUAGUUGUGCGGUGAUGUGA